CGCUAUUAGAAGUGUGAGAGCCCAGCAGGACUCAGAGGGGAGAGUUGGAGAAAAAGGCAGAAAAGGGAAAGAAAGAGGAAGAGAGAGAGUGAGAGAGGCUGAGCAGACCCUGAUGGCUACAGACGAAGUUACAGGAGGGGCUCGCAAAGCUACGAAAAGCAAACUUUUUGAGUUUCUGGUCCAUGGGGUGGUGAGUCGGGAAAGUUAGUGAGCUGGCUGGCUCUGAAUAGAGGGAUGAGUGGAAACUGGAGGCUCUGUGCUGGGCUGGAUCGGCUCCUGCAGUGUGCUCCUGGGGCGCUGGUAACUGCCUUGCCAGGAGAGCACCGGGGUCUGUAAAGCCCCCAGAAUAUGCACUGAUUCAUUGAUGAUAUAGGCUUGUGUCUGGGGGGAUGUGUGCUGUGAUUUUUGCUUUGAUUCUCCAUGAAUGGUGAAUAGCGUGCUUUUGAGCCUGAUCAUGGUGCAGAAUCUGCACUGGAUCUGACCCAAAUGGGCUUGUAGGACACUUUGUUCUGUAAUCAAACUUGUGUUUUGAAAAACAAUUCUGAUGAAAGCCUGAUGAAGCCUUGUGGUACUGCCUCUGGUUCUUGUCUCCAGUCUUGGCUCGUGUGUAUCCUCUGGCUACUUAACAGGUGACUUUCAGGGGCUUGAAGAGAUUAGCUCUGCAGAUCUGCAACGGUCUAUGGGAACUCACCCAGGAGAGAAUUUCAGGGUGCCAUGCUUAAUUAAAGCAACCCUUCAGCGACCUGGGAUGCCAUCAGGAGCUCGAAUGCCCCAUCAGGGGGCUCCCAUGGGUCCCCCAGGCCCUCCAUACGUUGGAAGCCCCUCAGUGCGACCUGGGAUGCCCCAGACUGUGAUGGAAACAACAAGAAAACGCACGGCACCGCAGCAGGUCCAACAACAGCAGGUGCAGCAGCAAGUGCAACAGCAGCAGCAAGCCACUCAGAACCGAACUAGGAGUGCCAAGAGGAGGAAGAUGGCUGACAAAAUUCUCCCUCAGAGGAUCCGGGAGCUGGUUCCUGAGUCCCAGGCCUACAUGGACCUGUUGGCCUUUGAACGCAAACUAGACCAGACCAUUAUGCGGAAGCGUGUGGAUAUUCAGGAAGCGCUGAAGAGGCCAAUGAAGCAAAAGCGGAAACUGAGACUUUACAUCUCCAACACAUUUAAUCCUGCAAAAUCUGACGCUGAUGACUCUGAUGGCAGUAUUGCUUCAUGGGAGCUGCGAGUGGAGGGGAAGCUCCUGGAUGACCUCAGCAAACAGAAACGGAAAUUUUCAUCUUUUUUUAAGAGUUUGGUUAUUGAACUGGACAAAGAUCUUUAUGGACCUGACAACCAUCUUGUGGAGUGGCACAGAACUCCCACAACCCAGGAAACGGAUGGCUUCCAGGUGAAAAGACCCGGUGAUGUCAGUGUGCGGUGCACAUUACUCCUCAUGUUGGACUACCAGCCUCCACAGUUUAAACUGGACCCACGAUUAGCCCGUUUGCUGGGGAUACACACGCAGACCCGAUCAGCCAUCAUCCAGGCUCUCUGGCAGUACAUCAAAACAAAUAAGCUGCAAGACUCCCAUGAUAAGGAAUACAUUAACUGCGACAAGUACUUCCAGCAGAUCUUUGACUGUCCACGGCUAAAGUUUUCUGAAAUUCCUCAGAGACUCACUAACCUGCUGCUACCACCAGACCCUAUAGUGAUAAACCAUAUAAUCAGUGUUGACCCCAACGAUCAGAAGAAGACGGCUUGUUAUGACAUAGAUGUAGAAGUUGAAGACCCAUUAAAGGGACAGAUGAGUAGUUUUCUUCUCUCAACAGCUAAUCAACAAGAGAUUACAGCAUUGGACAACAAGAUUCAUGAGACAAUUGAAUCCAUAAAUCAGUUAAAAAUACAACGUGAUUUCAUGCUGAGUUUCUCCAAAGAUCCCAAAGGAUACAUCCAAGACCUUCUCCGGUCCCAAAGUAGGGAUCUUAAGGUGAUGACUGAUGUAGUUGGAAACCCAGAGGAAGAACGCAGAGCUGAAUUUUAUCAUGAACCAUGGUCUCAAGAGGCUGUGAGCAGAUAUUUCUACUGCAAGAUCCAGCAGCGCCGGCAGGAACUGGAACAAUCUCUGGGAGUGCGCAACACAUAAGUCCUGCUCAUAAGAUCCCAUUGGCAUCAUGACCACCAAACCAGUGGACUUUUCAGUGUUACUUAGCUCACUGUUACACAUGGACCUGCUUCCUGACUGGAUGAGAAUGUACCAUCAACACACCAGUCAGAACACCAGCUUUAGAGUGACCCUUGAAAAUCUUGCCCACGGGGGGGGUGUCUCAAACCAUUCCAGGCCAGAGACAGCGCCAUACAUGUGUCAGUGUUAAAGAAGAUUAAAGGUUCAUUCAUCAACACACAUCAUUAAGUUUUAGUGGAAACUUCAGCCACUACACAGCAAAUCCUAAUGGGCUAUGCAUAGAAUCAUGGGUAGCAUUGAUGGGGGAGGUUGAGAUGGGUGUUAUAGGAGACUACAGAUUUAGAGAAAUAAAUACAGUUCCUAUCCUAUGUUACCUAAGAGUCUCAAAUAGUAACUUCUCUGGAAUUAGACAAGAUAGUCUUCAUCAUAGCUAUGGAAUGCUUUAUAUUCCUGAGUAGAGUUUUUAUUCCAGCUGGAGCAGUGCAAGAAGCCAUCUCACCAUAUGAAAGAACAAACUAGGAGGUUUUUCAUUCCUGGAAUGAAGAGCCCCUCUGAAAGAAAGAAGUAUAGUCAGGACAUCUCUUCUGCAAACUCUAAUACUUCCUCUUUCCCUUGCCCCUGCAGUGAAAGGUAGACUGAAUUACGUUAUCACUAGAUGGGUGUGAUGAAUGUGCUGUACUGAGAGGAAGAGAAUUAUCCCUGGGAUAAGAGCUUCUUAGGCAUCCUUAAUAUCAGUGGUGUUAGCAAAGCUGAGGUUGAAGCAAGAAAUGAGGCAUUCUGAGAAAAUGAAAAUAAUUUAAUGGUGCUUUGCUGAUACCUGCCUUGAACAGACCAGAUAUUAACAGUAGGCAUAUAUGUAAAAUAUGAGAUUUCUUUAAUGUUUCUCUGUGUGCCAGUAGGGAUCAGCACUGAAAAGAACUUUACUAAUUGUUAAGUCAGUGCGGAAUCCAAGAAGCUUAACUUCAUAUAAUAUGGCAGUUUUCUCUUUACUUCAAGAUGUUAACAGAGUCCCUGGAUUGGUCUCACAUUUUGUUCAUAGGUGAACUGCCUCUUACUAUGAAUUAUUUAGUUCCCCCAUACAUAAUACGUACUGGUUAUAUAGGAUGCUGUUGAGUUAUAAAGCACUAUCAGCCUUAAAUAGCACAGAGAAUAUAUCCCUUGGAAACCAUCUUCUUUGUAAAUGUACAACAAAUUCAGACUAUGGGAAUUUAUACCAUUAUUUUCUUGGAAGCAGGGACAUCUUCAUUAAAUCCUUUCCCCCCCGCCCCCUCAUUUUUGUAGUGUAUAAACUAGUUUGUAAUUAAUGGUCCAACAUGAUUUCUAGUCCAAAAAGCAGCUCCCAAAGUAUAACUCUUUGUCCAGAUGAUGUGGCAUUCAAAAUCCUCUUCUAGGUUACUCCUUUUCAUCUCCUUUCUUUCACUUUCUUGGAAAGAGAAUCGAAUUCACAUGUGGUAUGGAAGGGAGGCAGCUCUUCUGAAUAAUGCAUUUUGCUGUAGUAUUGUCCUUUUCUGCUAUCUUCGCCAAUUUCUUUCUUAGUUGAACUUAAAAGUUUCUUCCGUCCAGUCACAGAAGAGAUAGUCUUCUCUUCCACCCCUUUAUUUAGUACCUCUGCUUUCACAUGAAUAGUGCCAUAGCUUUUACUCUGUCCAUUGUGUUCAGAGAUGUCUUGGAAAAUUUACAUUCAAUUGGGGUCAUAUGAUGGCAGCACCAUCACGCACAACCAUCGGUGUAAGAAAAAUCAUGUCUGUACCUCUUUGCCUGAGGCCUUUUACCGUGAAUGGCUUUGUUUAGAACUCUUUUGUGUUAAAGCCUCUUUUUACAGUAAAACUUGAAAUCUUAUUUACUUUAGGACUCCACUAUUUGGACUACAAGCAAGCAUUAUGAGGGAAAACGGUGGGGGUCAUCUGCUACUGUGCUUCCAUAUUUAUUAUGCUGCUGUGUCAGUUGUUUGCAUGCUGUCCAGUGUAUAAAACUCUUUUCUGUAUGUGGUGAACAGAGCAGCUACAUUCAGGGGAUGCAUUCAGUCUCCAGGAAUAAGAAAUGCAGAGAAAGAUCUGCAAGGAUGUGAGAAGGGCAUGGGACUGGGAUAGAUGCCUGCAGGAUGUCUGCCAGGGAAUUCUGGUUUUUGAGAACUUUCCCAUUGAAGUGGCAAAUAUUUGUACAGCGAAAUUUCAGUCACGUGCCACAGCUGGCAACGUAAUGGAGUCCAGCCUGCUUUUAGAACCUCUUAGUUGGAUGGAUCUGUUUCCAAGUCUCUUUCAGAGCAAAUUAACAAAACUAAUGUGGCAUUGCUGCCCAGUAUUCACAAGAGCGUCACUGGAAGAUGAAUCUGUGUUAAGCACCAACGUUAUACUGAAGUGAGAGACUGUGCGCGUGCAUGCAUGAGUCAGCCACUGAAGAUGGCUACCCAAAAAUCUGAAUUCUUAUAUCCCACUCUCCAUAUUCAGACUGUACAUAAAAAUACUGGUCACCAACAGCGAGUCUUAGGAAUAGCUGUCAGGUGUCUCUGGUUAAACCAAGGUUUGAGAUUUUCAUAGAAUCAUAGGAUGGUUUGGGUUGGAAGGGACCUCAAAGAUCACCUAGUUCCAACCACCCUGCCGUGGGCAGGGACACCCUCCACUAGACCAAGUUUUUGAUUCUUUUUUCCUGUGUUCAGAAGCAGUUCAGCCCUUUUACUGAAAAGAGAGACAAAUUUUGUCCUCUCUUCCAGGAGUGCAGCCAGGAGCUUGCUUGUUUGCAAGAAAAAAAAAGAGAAAUUAUAUUUGAAUAGAAAUAAUGGAGCAAUACUGGGAGGAACUGGACCAAAUGCUACUUGGGCAUUCAAAAAUGAAAGGCAGUGGUACUGAACAGGCAUGUAAUUGUGGCAGAUUGUGAAUGAUAAAUUCAUUUUAAGUUCAGGAUGGUUGUCUUUUUGUGAGUAUAAAAGAUGACAAGAAGAUGUUUUGGGGUCUUCCGUUGCUGCCACGGUACAAUACAAAUCUGUGCAUACUGCAAAAAAACCCAUUCUGUGCAUAGAAGUAGUUAAUGUAUAGACGAUAAUAUAGAUUGUUAGAAAACACAGCAUCAAACUAGGAGAGGGUUAAAACAGAAUGCUGGAGUACCAAUAGAAGGGAAAUAUAUCUUGGAGCUGAGGUGUUGACAUGGCAGGUUUGAAACACUCAGUCCUUUGUGCAAUUGGCCAUGAGUCAAGAUUUAGACCAAGUGUUUCAUAGAAAUUAAAGGGAAAACAAAUGUUUGGUUAUGGAAUAGAAAGAAGAAUACAGCAGUGGAAAAAGGAAUAAAAAGAUGGAGUGGAGUGCCACUGAAGUGCCAGUAAGACAUAGCACAGGCUAACGUGCAGAGUACUGUUGGAAAUAGCACAGUCCAUGUGAGUCAAUGUAUUUUGUGUGCAGGUGUGUAUGUAUACAUGUAGAGAGCAUGUGGGGGAGAGACAGUCUCAACUUGUACGUCCCCUGGGAAAUGAGUGCAGGACAGAACCAAAUGUUCUGCAAAUAACUUUGAGACACAUUGUCAAAACGUUUUCCAUUGUUAUCAACAGGGAUUCAGUUGUUCGACUUAGCAGGGUUGGUAGUUGUAGUCCAGACAUUGUUUCAGCUGGCCAGUUUUUUACACCGCAUUGUUUAGAAUUUCUCCUAUGGAAGCUUACUAGUGCAUAUUUCAAUAUUGGUGCAUAUCCUAGGGCUCCUAAUUUUGCCAAAAUGCUAGUCAGGUAUUGGGGAUUUUUUGGCCUGUUUUUGUGUUGAGAACCCUUUUAUGGCAGUGCAAAUAGAUGAGGGGAAAAGAAAGCUCGUUUUUUUUCCUGAAGAAAGAGGUCUCCUUUCUGUAACUGCUCUGUUGUUUAAUAGGAUGUGUCCAUUCUGCCAGAUCCUGUAUGAUAAACACCUUUUCCAAUCUCACUGAAGAGAGGACUCCAUUAAAAAAUACAACUGUGGGUUUGUGAGAGUGAGCAAAUACGUGUAUAAAGGGGGGGGGGGGAGAGUGUCCCUCUGUAGCCACCAUACCUUCAUUGUAUGAUGCCGAGUGAUUCGUAGGAAAGCUUUUAACAAUAAAUACUUUGUUUCUUUGUA
Grus americana (Whooping crane) is the source of this 6225-nucleotide messenger RNA. RefSeq names its product SWI/SNF related, matrix associated, actin dependent regulator of chromatin, subfamily d, member 3 (gene SMARCD3). The record is from RefSeq and is a predicted model, not a curated record. Gene Ontology annotation, cellular component: SWI/SNF complex; nucleus. Bases 680 to 2119 code for a protein of 479 amino acids. Gene Ontology annotation, biological process: regulation of transcription by RNA polymerase II. The transcript has 13 exons. Lineage: Eukaryota; Metazoa; Chordata; Aves; Gruiformes; Gruidae.